CAGCAAUGAGGGGGGUCCUCCCCUCCCCCCAGGGGUGGCCCUUUCCAGGCCCCCUCCCCAAGGGCCCCGGGGUGGGAGCCGAGAAGGGGCCGGGUCCCCACUGCAAUGCGUCUGGGAGGGAGCGCGGCAGCCGGGCACGCCCCCUGGAGGCCACUGCAGGAAGUCCCGGCCGAGCUCCGGGCAGGACCCUCGCUGGCCUGCCCCCCAGGCUGUCAGAGCACCCGAAUCCUCGUCCUCCCCCCUGCAGGGGCCUCCUCCCAAAUCCGAAUCCUCCAGCCAUGGCCACCCUGGUGAUGUCCCGGGAGGAGAAGCUGAGCCAGGACGAGAUCGUGCUGGGCACCAAGGCGGUCAUCCAGGGACUGGAGACCCUGAGGGGCGAGCACCGGGCCCUGCUGGCCUCCCUGCUGGAGAAUGUGGCUGGGCGGGAGGCAGGCGAGGCCGAGCCUGGAACCCAGGAACGCUCGGGGCUCCUGCGCCGAUCCCUGGAGGCCAUUGAGCUGGGACUUGGGGAGGCUCAGGUGAUCCUGGCACUGUCCAGCCACCUCGGGGCUGUAGAGUCGGAGAAGCAGAAGCUCCGGGCCCAGGUGCGCCGCUUGGUGCAGGAGAACCAGUGGCUUCGGGAGGAGCUGGCUGGGACCCAGCAGAAGCUGCAGCGCAGCGAGCAGGCCGUAGUCCAGCUGGAGGAGGAGAAGCAGCACCUGCUGUUUAUGAGUCAGAUCCGGAAGCUGGAUGAGGACCCUUCUCCCAACGAAGAGAAGGGGGAUGUUUCCAAGGAUUCUCUGGAUGACCUGUUCCCUAAUGAGGAUGAACAGAACCCAGCUCAGGGCUCCGGGGGCGGAGAUGCAGCUGCCCAGCAUGGCGGUUAUGAGAUUCCGGCCCGGCUUCGGACCUUGCACAAUCUGGUGAUUCAGUACGCCUCCCAGGGGCGCUAUGAGGUAGCUGUUCCUCUCUGUAAGCAGGCCCUGGAGGACCUGGAAAAGACCUCAGGACAUGACCACCCUGAUGUGGCCACCAUGCUGAACAUCUUGGCUCUCGUGUACCGAGAUCAGAACAAAUACAAAGAAGCCGCCCACCUGCUUAAUGAUGCCCUGGCCAUCCGGGAGAAGACCUUGGGCAAGGACCAUCCAGCUGUGGCAGCUACCUUGAACAAUCUGGCAGUUUUGUACGGCAAAAGGGGCAAAUACAGAGAAGCGGAGCCCUUGUGUAAACGAGCCCUGGAGAUCCGAGAGAAGGUGCUGGGCAAGUUCCACCCAGAUGUGGCCAAGCAGCUAAAUAACCUGGCCCUGCUCUGUCAGAACCAGGGCAAGGCUGAGGAGGUGGAGUACUACUACCGGCGUGCUCUGGAGAUCUAUGAGGCUCGGCUGGGCCCUGAUGACCCCAACGUUGCCAAGACCAAGAAUAACUUGGCCUCUUGCUAUCUGAAGCAGGGGAAAUACCAAGACGCAGAAACCUUGUAUAAGGAGAUCCUGACUCGUGCCCAUGAGAAGGAGUUUGGCUCAGUCAAUGGAGACAACAAGCCCAUCUGGAUGCACGCUGAAGAGCGGGAGGAGAGCAAGGAGAAGCGUCGAGACAUCACUCCUUAUGGAGAAUAUGGCAGCUGGUACAAGGCUUGUAAAGUGGACAGCCCCACGGUGAACACUACACUUCGGAGCCUUGGAGCUCUCUACCGCCGGCAGGGGAAGAUGGAGGCAGCUCACACCCUGGAGGACUGUGCCAGUCGCAGUCGGAAGCAGGGCCUGGACGCCGUGAGCCAGACCAAGGUGGUAGAACUGCUGAAGGAUGGCGGGCGAGGGGAGCGCCGGAGUGGCCGAGAGGGCACUGGGGGCGAGGGAUCUCGGGCUGAGCCGGAGCCUGAGGAUUCGGGGCCCGUGGCUGAGUGGUCUGGGGAUGGCAGCGGUUCUCUCCGGAGAAGUGGCUCUUUUGGGAAGCUCCGAGAUGCCCUGCGGCGCAGCAGUGAGAUGCUGGUGAAGAAGCUGCAGGGGGGCAGCCCCCAAGAGCCUCCCAACCCCCGGAUGAAGCGAGCCAGCUCCCUCAACUUCCUCCACAAGAGCACAGAAGAGGCCAGCCAGUCCAGCAACACCAACCUGUCCGACAGCCGCAUGCUCAGCUCCAGCUCUCUCGACCUCUCUCGACGGAGCUCUCUCGUUGGCUAAGAGGGAGGGGUGAGAGGGCUUGCCCCCUCCCCAGCUCCCGGGCCUUCCUUGGCUGCUUGUCUUGCCCACAGGGAUGGGGAGUGCAGGGGGAGGCCUGGACCUCAGCCUUCCUCCCGCCCUGAUUCAGCCACCCUUCCCCCGAAGGCUGUUUCCCACAGGCCCCCCUCCCCCAUUGUUUUUUGUUCAAUCUCAGGGUAACCUCCCCCCCUGUCAUUUCAGGCUUAGCAGCUCAAGGCUUAUUCCCCUGCCCCCCACCCGGUCUAGCACUGUUAGUCAUGAAGUGGAGAAGUGUCACAUUGGUGACAGUGCAGAGAGGAGCCAGGAUCUCCCCAUAUUUAUUUCCCUUCCCUACCUCCCAGUGGAAGCCAGGAAAGCACAGAGCAGGCCCCUGGAGCCCCCUCAGGGCCCUGGCAGCACUUCCCAGAGCAGGCCCAGCCACCUGGCCUUGGGGACAGACAACACUAGGAAUCUCCCUCCUCCCUUCCCCAGGCCUCUGCUUCUGUAUAUAGAGAAAUAAAUUAUUGGCCGCUCCCUUCCCUGAGCCAUGUCCAUGGUACCUCCCUGUGCCCUUCCCCUUUCCAGGGAUGCCACCCAGGCCUUAAGCUCUUGUAGACAAGGUCUUGGAUACACACAAGUGCAGAGGUGGGCCCCCAUGUCCUUCCCAAAUGAUGGGAGCCUGCCUUCUCACCCCCUGAAACCCCAUGAGUGUAGGACGGAGGUGCCAUGCCCCCAUCUACAAUAGCUGACACCGUUUUCACUUUGCCAGUCUGUGUUCCUUCCGGGCCUUAAAUAUGCCCCAUUUGAGCCACAUUCCAGGGACUUCCUAGCCCUUCCCUGCUGCCCUCUCCCUCCCAAGGUACCACCUGCUGAGCCAUUCCUGGGACUCCUGCUGCUCCUGGUUCUCCUCAGGCUCCUCUCCCUGUAGUGGGGAGGGGGCCAGGGCUGGGCGGGGGAACCCACGAGCUUUGUUCAGAUGUUGCUGUAGAAAUAAAGGCAGUUUGAAUCCAAA
Messenger RNA from Trichosurus vulpecula (common brushtail), 3162 nucleotides. It is a transcript of the gene KLC2, whose product is annotated as kinesin light chain 2. Gene Ontology annotation, molecular function: kinesin binding. Gene Ontology annotation, cellular component: cytoplasm; kinesin complex; membrane-bounded organelle. The record is from RefSeq and is a predicted model, not a curated record. Gene Ontology annotation, biological process: microtubule-based movement. The transcript is spliced from 15 exons. Lineage: Eukaryota; Metazoa; Chordata; Mammalia; Diprotodontia; Phalangeridae. The coding region runs from base 6 to 2153 and encodes 715 amino acids.